Molecule: messenger RNA, 2383 nt
Organism: Brassica rapa (field mustard)
Lineage: Eukaryota; Viridiplantae; Streptophyta; Magnoliopsida; Brassicales; Brassicaceae
Product: ethylene-responsive transcription factor ERF070
Biological process (GO): regulation of DNA-templated transcription
Molecular function (GO): DNA binding; DNA-binding transcription factor activity
Source: RefSeq, a predicted model, not a curated record
AAAAUUAGCCAAAUGGAUAACCGCCUGUUCAAAAUCAAGUUUGUCCAUUCAUGGGAAGUAACUAAUAUUUGAGAAAAAAAUGACUAGUCGAAAGAUAAUUAGAAAACUCACAUGCACAUUUGGAAGCAAACUUGUGUUCACUUUUGGGGAUUUGGGAGGUCGACCAACAUGAGAUCAUCGAUGCUCCACAAGCACUGUAGACGCAGCAUAUUUAGGUGUCGCAGUGGCUUGACUUUCCGAUGAAAUCUCUUCAAACGGAAUCUCAUUUCCUCAUAUCCAAUGUUCAAGUUUGUGCUUCUUUUGCAGUAUUCGACUCCAACUGCCACUUUACUUGGAUUCACACGAGUCUAAGAGGUUAUACGGUCAGAGAAACUUGAUCAGCACUUCUGUUCAGGGGCGAAUCUAGAACAAAAUUCAAUUGGGUGCAUUGUUGUUAUAAAACUAUAAAAGUGACACAAUGAAGAAUUAUACUAAGUUGAUUACACCUAGCUUGUUAAUUAAUGGUAUUGUUUUAUAUCAUAAUUAAACAAACCAUAGUCUAUGGUUCUUCUAUGGUGUCUUUUCGCUUAUCAGAAUUUAUCUAUGACGGGCCGACCCCGAACAAUGCUAUGUAAAAUAUUUGCAAUAGAUCUCCGAAAUUUUUGAAAAAAAUUACAUAGAUAUAAGCUCCCAAAAAAAUAAUUUUUAAAUUCUUAAAUUAGUAAAUUUUUUUUUUAUAUAAGUCAUUGUCGGAGAUCCCAAAAUCUCAGGACCGGUCCUACACCUGACCUUUGUGGUUCUAGUCUAUUAUUCAAUGUGAAGCAUCGGUGUUGUGAAGUUGUGUCAGUUCCUUGGUUUUUAAGUGACGGAUAUUUCGGGAUAUUUUGGUAAGAGACUAUAGAGUUUUAACUCAAUCACAUUUAGUUUUUCAAUAGUUUGAUUAUCAACUGUCUUCUUCAUCGACUGCUAGGAUGAAAAUCUUUGUUUUUGUGACUUCCCUCUGUUAAAGCUUGUUUUUGUGUUACUGGUGAUGGUUCCUUUGAUGGAAUAUCUUUUAGAGCUAUUCUAUCACCCCAAUAAUCAAGACUUUCAACGCAUUCUCGCUCAAUCCGCCUUUCCUUAUCGAAUUCUCAGCUUCUGAAGUACUUUGUGGUAUUUGUUCAUUUCUUUUGUUAGGUUUGUUAUAUGUUUUUUUUUUGUUUUUCUUCUUUGAAUCCGGAUAGUAAUGUGUAUUAUGCUGGAUGUUGGUUCCGGAAAGGUGUUUAACCUUUUGCUGGGUUGGUCUAAUUCUCGGUUAAGUUUGAAUAUUAAUCCAAUAGAUGACAAAAAAAAAACUAAGCUAUAGUAAUCAUAAGUAAACAAACCAAAUAAUACUAUUUUCUGUUGGAAAAGGAAGACUACAAGUAUUAAUCUCACAAAUUUAAAUGGACCGUAUGGGCCUGGCACCUAUAAGCAUAUCGAUUUUAUGACAAAACUAUUACUUCCCAUGUCGUCAUUCAUCUCCUAAAACAAACCGAAAAAAAAAAUCUGCAGAUGAUUCAUAAUUGGUUAUAAAAUAAAUAAAAAAUUAAAAUGUAUGAAAGAAGCAUCAGGAAAGGAGAUUCUCAUAGGAUAAAAACAUAUUCUGAAGCAUCAAAAGCACUCUCCCUUCUUUUUAGGGUGUCACCCAACCCCCAAUAUUCAAAAUUCGCAAUCCAAACCUCACUCUCACUCUCAGAUGAAGCGUAUUGUCCGAAUUUCAUUCACCGACGCCGAAGCCACCGAUUCUUCUAGCAGCGAAGAAGAGGCGGACCAGCUUUCUGAACCAUCCCUGGCUCGCCGCCGUGGAAAACGCCUCGUCAAGGAGAUCGUAAUCGACUCUUCCGAUUCCGACAACAAACUAGAUGUCUGCAAGACGCGGUUCAAGAUCAGGAUUCCACCGGAGUUUCUCAAGGCGGCGACGACGGAGAAGAAGAACAAGAAGAAGUUCCGUGGAGUGAGGCAGAGACCGUGGGGGAAAUGGGCGGCUGAGAUCAGGUGCGGCCGAGCUCUCAAGGGACGACGUGAUCGUCUUUGGCUGGGAACUUUCGACACCGCCGAAGAAGCCGCUCUCGCUUAUGAUAACGCCGCGGUUCAGCUGAUUGGUCCUCACGCGCCUACCAAUUUCAGUUUCCCGGCGGAGAAUCAUGAGGUCAAGAUGGUGGCCGGAGAAUCCGCCGUUGCUCGUGGCGCGUGAAGCGCGUUGGUUUCGUGUUAAAUUAGUAAGAAGGGUCUCUCUCUGUCGUAAUGUAAAUUAAUCUUGUACUUGUUAAAUUUCCUGAUCUCAUCAUGUCCCUUGUCUGAAACUUUGUUGUCGUCACUGUAUAUAUUUGUCCCAUUGACGAAAUUUGAAGCCCUUGAAAAAAAUAGAUACGUUAAGUGGUUU